AUGUAUACAGUGAGUGAGGAACAAAGUUUUGCAGAAAGUUGGAAAAAAUCUGUAGAUGAAUCGAUAAGACUUAUUAAGUACCUUGUAAAACCUCAACCUCACGUGAUAGAAGAUACUAUAUCGCUUAAUAACUCUAGAAAUACAGUGAUACUACUUUCCAAACCUCUUGCAAAAAUGGAACAUCUUAUUCAACAAAAUAUCAUAUUAAUAAAAGAAAAACAAGAAGAAAUUAAAAACUCCGAUGAAACCAUAGAAGAACUAGAUAAAAAGUUGUACGUUUCACAGAUAGAUCUUAAACCGGUAAAAUUGAGAUAUCCUAGGACUGUAUGCACCGAUACUAAAUGUAUUCAAAUUAUUCGAACCAAAAAUAUUAAAAAAAUAAAUUAUGUAAGAGUCUGUUGUUCACAUUGUUACUUGAAAUUUUCUAGACAUAAUGUAAUAAACAACAAAAUUUUAAUGCUUUGUUCAGCAAUUAAAAAAUCGAAUGGAAAAUUCAACGAUGUUAUGGACAGGAAAGUAGAAUUACUGAUUUCGGCGAAACGGUCGGAUCAAGAAAAAAAGGAAGCAAUUAUAGAAGUGCAUCAAAGGAUGGAUAACCAACUACGAGAAGAGCAAGAGAAAAUAAAAGAAAUUAGUAUUAAGUUUGCACAAUUCCUAAGACAAAAUGCAAUAGCCGCUUACAAUGAUGCAUAUGCAGACUAUCUUGAUCUUCACAUAAAGGAAGAGAAAACUAAGAGAGAUGCCAACCCAAGUCAUUAUGAUGACAGAGUCCUCAAAGGACUUGAAACCACAAAAGAUAAUUACUUGAACCAAGUGGAAACUAUAAAACAAGCAAUUGAAAUCAAUGAUGGUUCCAAACCUCCAAUUACACCAGAAGAAAUAGCCGAACUUGAGCAACAAUUGUACAAUUUACCAAUUAAUGGUCAAACUCUGAAAAGUUUGAAAUUUAAAGCACAACGUAGCCAAACUGAUGUAUUCAGACAAGCUGAAAAUCAUUAUAAGCCGCCGUCAACAUCAGAUGGAAUAAACUUUAAAUCAAACCCACUCGCGAGAUUUUUUGGUAAGGGAUUGUUAUAA
Molecule: messenger RNA, 1077 nt
Organism: Rhizophagus irregularis DAOM 181602=DAOM 197198
Lineage: Eukaryota; Fungi; Glomeromycota; Glomeromycetes; Glomerales; Glomeraceae
Source: RefSeq, a predicted model, not a curated record